This is a messenger RNA of Stylophora pistillata, 796 nucleotides long. RefSeq lists its product as uncharacterized. The record is from RefSeq and is a predicted model, not a curated record. Lineage: Eukaryota; Metazoa; Cnidaria; Anthozoa; Scleractinia; Pocilloporidae.
AUGUCUACAUGUACAUCUGCCAGUACUUCAACAUCUACAUCUACUCCAUCAAUAAUCACCAACAGUGCACCUGCAACAUGCUCUGUUGAUAUCGACUAUUCCAGUGCAGCUGGCAUUCAACAUCUUUUGACACAAAUAUGUGGCAUAGAAGCAGCUAAACAUGCACUGGGUGGGAGAAGGAUCGAAGAAGAGAAAGUGGAGGUAGUAGAUUUGUGCCUUCCAGCUCCAGAAAGGCUGACCCUGUAUGCUUCCUGUACUCACCUAUUUACACCAGAUGCCUGGUUAUCUGUUGGUGUGAAGAUGAAGCAUUCUGAUGAAGCAACAAGCUUGGUCUUWCCUAUCUGCACUACAGCCGAUGAGCAAUUCUGGCUUUUUCACACCAUCUCAAAGCCAACAAGAAUUGUGAAAUCAGUCAAUACCACUAAGAUCAGAGGUCACUCGCUUGAUCUUAGGCGUGAUGGCUCUUGUGCUGUUUUAAAUAAUGAUCAAGUAUUGGGAAAGAACAUUAUGCGCACUGUCCAUGGCCCUCUUUACUUUGUGUGUUCUGUAAAUAUGGAUUCUGGGGUGCCAUUUUGUUUACCAAGGGGCAUUCGCUCUGUUAUUUUAGUUACACUUAGUCAACAAGGAUUGUGUACUUCGUAAAAAGGGCUUAAUUAAGGACCAAAACAGUUACAGUAAUUACUUCCUUGAAGACAUAGCUUUUGCUAGAAUGUUACGAAUAAUUUGAUGUUUUUCUACUGAGGCCAACUCAAAACCAAAAUUCACUGCUAAUUUUUUACUUUGAUAUGCAAACAUU